AUGCCUGCUCAACCUCUCACAAUUCCUCUCCAUACUCCUUACAAAAUGGGAAAGUUCAACCUUUCUCAUAGAAUUGUUUUACCACCACUGGCUAGAAUGAGAUCAUACAAUAAUAUUCCACAGCCACAUGCCAUCUUAUACUACUCUCAGAGAACAUCUCAAGGGGGUCUUCUCAUAGCUGAAGCCACUUUUGUUUCUGAAACAGAUCAAGGGUGGGUGAAUAAUCCUGGUUUAUGGACAACGGAGCAAGUUGAAGCUUGGAAACCGAUUGUUGAUGCUGUUCAUGCUAAAGGCGGUGUCUUCUUCUGUCAGAUUAUGCAUCCAGGGAGGGUUUCAAAUAGCGGUUUCCAGCCAAGGGGACAAACUCCAAUCUCUUCUACUGACAAGCCACUAACCUCACAAAUACUAACUAAUGGCUUUGCUGUUGCUGUUGCUGUUGCUGAAUACACACCUCCAAGACGAUUAAGGACAGAUGAGAUUACACAAAUUGUCAAUGAUUUUAGACUUGCUGCAAGGAAUGCUAUCGAAGCUGGCUUUGAUGGGGUUGAAAUUCAUGGGGCACAUGGCUACCUGAUUGAUCAGUUUAUGAAAGACCAAGUGAACGAUCGAACAGAUGAAUAUGGUGGAUCGCUGGAGAAUCGUUGCCGGUUCCCCCUGGAAAUCGUUGAAGCUGUUGCUAAUGAGAUAGGAGCAGAUAAAGUUGGAAUUAGAUUAUCUCCAUUUGCCGACUAUAUGGAAUCAGGGGAUUCGAAUCCGAAAGCAUUAGGCCUUUAUAUGGCCAAAUCCUUGAACAAAUACGGGAUCCUGUACUGCCAUGUGGUUGAGCCAAGAAUGAAGACAGUUGGAGACAAAAGUGAAACCCCUUACAGUCUUCUGCCCAUGAGAGAAGCUUUCAAAGGCACCUUCAUUGCUGCUGGUGGUUUUGACAGGGAAGAUGGGAACAAUGCUGUGGCAAAGGGCCAUGCAGAUCUUAUUGCUUAUGGACGUUGGUUCUUGGCUAAUCCAGAUUUGCCCAGGAGAUUUGAGCUUAAUGCUCCUCUAAAUAAGUACAACCGAGAGACAUUCUAUACAUCUGAUCCGGUUAUUGGUUACACUGAUUAUCCAUUUCUUAAAACUACUGCUUAA
Molecule: messenger RNA, 1125 nt
Organism: Prunus armeniaca (apricot)
Lineage: Eukaryota; Viridiplantae; Streptophyta; Magnoliopsida; Rosales; Rosaceae
Source: the annotation of a GenBank genome assembly